ACCAAAGGAGAGGAGGCAGCCAGGCAGAGCAUUGCCUGGGUGGAUGGGAAGUUGAGCUUUCCUGGCUGUGGAGGAUAGAGGAUGGAGCAGCCAAGCCCGCCCACCCUAACCACCAUCUCUGUCUGAAAGGCUGAGUCAGCCUGCUCUGAGGCCCAGAACCUUCCUUUGCUGGACCCUAGAGCCUUUGUUUUUAGUCAUGAGGCCUGAAGGGGUGGGGACAGUGGAUAAAAGGUCCCAAAGGCAGUGUCCACACCCUUCUGCUGAGUUGCUGUCCACAUGAGGCCACCAACGCUGCCCCUGACCCAGGCCCUGCCCUUCUCUCUCAGAGAUGCCCUUCGAGGCACUGGCCUCCAGGUGCCCAUCAUUAAAAUGGGCACAGGUUGGGAGGGCAUGUAUCGAACCCUGAAGGAAGUGGCCUACAUCCUUCUUUGUUGCUGGUGUAUCAAGGAACUGCUGGACUAAUGGUGGCAGGGAACACCCCCAUCACUCCUGACACCUGAGACCUGCACCCCUCAGGUGGGGAGGGGAGGGCAGACUCUCAGGAGGUAUGGCUGCAGCUUCUGGGGUGGAACCUGCAGCCCAGCUCUCCCAUCUUUUCUAUAGCUCUAAGACUCCUGGAGCCAGCUGGCCUUCACCAAGGAUGGGCCACAAAGAACUGAAGAGUGAACCACGAACCUUGCUCUGAGCUGUCCAUCCAUCUGACCUGCCUCAUCCUGGGGCAUCUCUCCUCAGCUCCCCUCUCUGCUGUGCUCCUGGUAUGCGUGUGCUUGGCUCAGACUCCAUUGAGACUACGGCAGGAUCUAAUAUUCCUCCAAAAAUUGGCACAGCGAGCCCACCAACCCACAUACUUGAAGAACCAGGAAUGGACUGGCCCUAAGAUACCUGGAAAAAUGGAAAAUAAAAACAGUGCCACCGACAGCCACAGGUGGUGAUGACGGCUCCUUGGCUCCCUUAUCGGAGCCAGGGCUAUACAA
This is a messenger RNA of Mus pahari (shrew mouse), 974 nucleotides long. RefSeq names its product lens epithelial protein (gene Lenep). Bases 277 to 462 code for a protein of 61 amino acids. NCBI's taxonomy places the organism in Eukaryota, Metazoa, Chordata, Mammalia, Rodentia, Muridae. The transcript has 2 exons. The record is from RefSeq and is a predicted model, not a curated record. Gene Ontology annotation, biological process: multicellular organism development.